Molecule: messenger RNA, 2085 nt
Organism: Aspergillus versicolor CBS 583.65
Lineage: Eukaryota; Fungi; Ascomycota; Eurotiomycetes; Eurotiales; Aspergillaceae
Exons: 10
Coding region: 1-2085 (694 amino acids)
Molecular function (GO): zinc ion binding
Source: RefSeq, a predicted model, not a curated record
AUGGCUGGCCCGAUAACUUCCACCCCUAAUGCCGGCAACAGUGCUGGCCAGCGUCCAAUUUCUCGGACGGAGAGUUCAAAUCCGAGGGAAUUUCAGCUCAACCAGCUCCGGCGGCGCUUUCGCCCUACAGAGAGCGCUGAUGAGUCGGGGAUCACAUUAUCCUUCGGGCUAGCUCCUUCAGAUCCAGACUUUCCUUUCGACCUGGACCGCUUAGAUUGUGCUCUAUACGUACCCUCGACGUAUCCCGGGCGGGGACGGCCAGUCCUGAAAGUGGCUAACCCGGAAAUUGGAGCUGCAUUCCAGGAAAAUGUGUCCAGGGGAUUUGACGAUAUCGUUGAUAGUUCGGUGAGAAUGGGCGGGCGUGGAACCCUUCUCAACUGGGUCAAUACAUUGGACCGACACCUAGAGCGACUCCUUACUACCACCGAGCGUGGACCAACUCUCAAGUUUGUGCAGAACGCCAGGAAGGAAGAGUCUGUUAGCGAGCCCUUGGUGGACGAUUUGAGUUCACUGUCCUUGAAACAGGAGCCUCAACCUAAGAGAGUGAUUCCCCCACCAGUGGUGGAGUCCCGUCCAGUUCAUACGGCUGAAGAGAGGGCCCAGGCAGAGAAGCGGAGGGCAGCCGAAACAAAACAGCUUGAAGCUCGCCUUGGAAGAUUGCCACUGUUCCAGAAAGCGAGAGAUAGCUCUUCGUUCAUCAUACCUAUCCAGCCUACAAAGGUCGACCGGCUCCCAGUUACACUCCGGGCAGUCAAAACAGUCAGGCUUUCAGUACCUGCACUAUAUCCCCUCGAGCCUAGCUCCGUGGAGCUACAAGGAGUUCGGGGGACCGAGGUGCAUUCCGUUGAAAUUGGUUUCUCCCAAUGGAUCCAGGACCAUUCUCAACUAAAUCUGGUGUCGCAAGUCAAUUAUCUAGCCAGCAAUAUUCAUAACUUUGCGAAGACAGUCGUCAAGGACACCGAGCCCCAGCAGCCCGAGCCUGAACUUGCAAUUCCAGAAGAACCACAGUCUACGGAAAAUGUGGAUCAUUCAAUCAUAGACGAAGACAAACCUCACCUCCACGUUAUCCAGCGACCUCCGGAAUGGACUGUCGGUGAUGGAACAAGUGGUAGCGAUGAGACCGAUAUUUCUACGACUGAUGACGACUAUUCAGACGACGAAGAGGACGGUGGUGCGCCAGUACCACUUAUACCAGAACCAACAACUGAGUACGGCGUUGCUCUAUCUUUCCCAUACCUGGAACUUUAUGGAAUCGAACUUCUUGAACUAGUUGGUCUCUAUAUUACGAUCAAGUGUGACCGAUGCAAAGAACAGUUGGAUGUGAGAAAUAUACCCCAGACCAAAGACAGCAGUGACACGUUGUCUCCGAAAGUGGAGGUCUGCAAGAAAUGCUCAAACUCAAUGAGUAUCGGGUUCCGUCGGUUGCUGAUACAUCAAAACUCUACGCGAGCGGGAUAUCUGGACCUGGACGGCUGUACAGUUGUGGAUCUUCUCCCUAGUGGGUUCAUCCCAACAUGCGCAGAGUGUUCAACCCCUUUCCCCGGACCAGGAAUAGUCGCAGUUCGCGCAGAAAGCGCCAUGGCCAACUGCCGGCAAUGCCAUCGUAAAAUGGUUUUCAAACUUCCCGAGGUGAAAUUCCUCAGAGUAGGAUCUGCAGCGUUCACAUCUCGCGAACGUGCCCCAUCAAGGAAGAAGCCAAAGGAAACCCUUGGUAUCGUAGCAGGCCAGGAACUACCCCGUCGCGGCCGGUGCAUGCACUAUAGCAAAAGCUACCGCUGGUUUAGAUUCGGCUGCUGUGCUAAAGUAUUUCCCUGCGACAAAUGCCACGAUGCAGCCACGGAUCAUCCAAAUGAACACGCUAACCGCAUGAUAUGUGGUUUCUGCUCUCGCGAGCAAAUCUACCGCCCCGAAAACUGCGGGAUCUGUCGGGCGUACCUUGUCGGGAAAGCAGGAAGUGGAUUCUGGGAAGGAGGGAAGGGGACGAGAAAUAGAGCCCUGAUGAGUAGGAAAGUAUUAGACCCGCGGAAAUAUAAACGGCGCGGAGGGACAACGCCUGGGGGCGCGAGCUCGUCGAAGAAGAAGUAA